AUGGAAGACAGCUUGAUGGUGUUGAGCUCACUGCUGAGCAACAGGUACAAUGCCCCAUUUAAGAAGGAUAUCCAGGAGUGGGUGUCCAAACUGUCCAACACCACAGAUAUCAUAGAGAACUGGAUGGUUGUACAGAACCUGUGGGUCUACCUGGAAGCUGUGUUUGUUGGAGGAGAUAUCGCUAAACAGUUGCCAACGGAAGCCAAACGUUUCCAAAACAUAGACAAAUCCUGGGUGAAGAUAAUGACGCGGGCCCAUGAGACCACCAAUGUGGUGCAGUGUUGUGUUGGAGAUGAAACACUUGGCCAGCUACUGCCUCACUUACUGGAACAGUUAGAACUGUGUCAGAAGUCACUGACUGGAUAUCUUGAAGGCAAGAGACUGCUAUUCCCUCGAUUCUUCUUUGUAUCAGAUCCAGCCUUACUGGAAAUCUUGGGUCAAGCCAGUGAUUCACAUACUAUUCAGGCUCAUCUUCUGGGAGUGUUUGAAAAUGUGAAUGAAGUGGAAUUCCAUGAGAAAGACUAUGAUAGGAUAUUGGCUUGUGUGUCAAGAGAAGGAGAAAAAAUUAUGCUAGAGACAGAGGUGAUGGCCAAGGGUAAUGUGGAGACCUGGCUGAUGGAGCUGCUUAUUCAACAACAGAAGUCUCUCCAUGCUAUCAUCAGAGAGGCUGACAGAGUGAUCAAUGACUCUGGAUUUGACAUGCUUAAAUUCCUCAAUGACUACAUUGCUCAGGUUGGCCUGCUGGGUAUCCAGAUGUUGUGGACCAGGGACGCGGAGGAGGCUCUCACCAAUGCCAGACAUGACAAGACCAUCAUGGGGAUAACUAACCAGAAGUUCCUAGACAUCCUGAACAAACUCAUUGAGCAGACCACCCAUGAACUGACCAAAGUGGAGAGGGUCAAGUUUGAGACUCUGGUCACCAUACAUGUCCACCAGAGGGAUAUAUUUGAUGAUUUGACCAGAAUGCACAUUCGUAACCCAGCCGACUUUGAGUGGCUGAAACAAGCCAGGUUUUAUUUCAAGGAAGACACAGAUCAGUGUAUUGUAUCUGUGACUGAUGUGGACUUUAUCUACCAGAAUGAGUCUCUGGGAUGUACUGAUAGGCUGGUGAUUACACCUCUCACUGACAGGUGUUACAUCACCCUGGCCCAGGCCCUGGGUAUGUCCAUGGGUGGAGCCCCUGCAGGACCAGCUGGCACAGGCAAGACUGAAACCACCAAAGACAUGGGCAAGGCACUGGGAAAGUAUGUGGUCGUCUUCAACUGCUCAGAUCAGAUGGACUUCAGGGGACUGGGAAGGAUUUAUAAAGGUCUAGCACAGUCAGGCUCGUGGGGUUGUUUUGAUGAAUUCAACCGUAUUGACCUCCCUGUGUUGUCUGUGGCUGCCCAGCAGAUCCACAUCAUCCUGUCUGCCAGGAAAGAGAGGAAGAAGCAGUUCAUUUUCUCUGAUGGAGACACUGUGGAUCUCAACCCAGAGUUUGGAUUCUUCAUCACCAUGAAUCCAGGUUAUGCAGGUCGUCAAGAGCUCCCAGAAAACUUGAAGAUUCAGUUCAGAUCAGUGGCCAUGAUGGUACCAGACAGACAGAUCAUUAUGAGGGUGAAGUUAGCUUCUUGUGGUUUCAUUGAAAAUGUUAUCCUGGCCCAGAAGUUUUACACCCUGUACAAACUUUGUGAAGAGCAACUUUCAAAGCAGGUUCAUUAUGAUUUUGGCUUGAGGAACAUUCUGUCUGUGCUGCGUACGUUAGGAGCUCAAAAGAGAGCCAGGCCAACAGAGACAGAGAGCACUAUUGUCAUGAGAGUGUUGAGAGACAUGAACUUGUCUAAACUAGUUGAUGAAGACGAGCCCCUGUUCCUCAGCCUGAUUGGAGACUUGUUCCCUGGGAUCCAACUGGACAAUGCCACCUAUGAAGAGCUACAGGUGGCCAUUGAGAAGGAAGUCAAUGAUGUCAAACUAGUCAAUCAUCCAUCGUGGAAUCUGAAGCUUGUUCAGCUGUAUGAGACCCAGAAUGUGCGUCAUGGUAUGAUGACCCUAGGUCCCAGUGGAGCAGGUAAAAGCUGCUGUAUUCAUGUAUUAAUGAAGGCAAUGACAGACUGUGGAGCCCCACACAGAGAGAUGAGGAUGAAUCCUAAGGCCAUCACUGCUCCACAGAUGUUUGGGAGACUGGAUGUGGCCACUAAUGACUGGACUGAUGGCAUUUUCUCAACUUUGUGGAGGAGGAGUCUGAAGGCUAAGAAAGGUGAGCACAUCUGGAUAGUGUUGGAUGGCCCUGUAGAUGCUAUAUGGAUUGAGAACUUGAACUCGGUACUGGAUGACAACAAGACUCUCACUCUGGCCAAUGGUGACAGGAUUCCCAUGUCUCCCACCUGUAAGAUUAUAUUUGAGGUACACAACAUUGACAAUGCUUCCCCUGCCACAGUAUCUAGGAAUGGUAUGGUCUACAUGAGUUCAUCUGCUCUUGACUGGAGGCCAAUACUACAGGGCUGGCUGAACAACCGUAUACCUGCUGAAGCUGACAUUCUCCAAGGGCUGUUUGACAAGAUCUUUGAUGACAUCUACAACUAUGCCUCAGUCAGCUUAGAGUCAAAGAUGGAGGUCUUGCAGUGCAACCAGAUAAGACAGACCUGUGACUUGUUGGAGGGGCUGAUCAUACAUGCUAUUGACCAUGACAAGGCUCACUACAGUGCCAACCACCUGGAGAGAAUCUUCAUCUUUGCCUUGAUGUGGAGCAUUGGAGCUCUACUGGAGCUGGAAGACAGAGCCAAGAUGGAAGAGUUCUUAAAGUCACAUGAAAGCCACCUUGACUUGCCACCUGUCAAAGGAGAAGAGACCAUCUUUGAAUAUGUGGUCAGUGCUUCAGAGACAUAUGUCCUGGAGUUUAUCCAACUAAACCCAUAG
Lingula anatina is the source of this 2895-nucleotide messenger RNA. Its product is annotated as dynein axonemal heavy chain 8. The record is from RefSeq and is a predicted model, not a curated record. Gene Ontology annotation, molecular function: minus-end-directed microtubule motor activity; ATP binding; dynein light intermediate chain binding. Gene Ontology annotation, cellular component: axonemal dynein complex. NCBI's taxonomy places the organism in Eukaryota, Metazoa, Brachiopoda, Lingulata, Lingulida, Lingulidae. Gene Ontology annotation, biological process: microtubule-based movement.